UUUGUCUGUAAUCCUAGUUUAUCUGUACUUCUUUUAGAUGUAGGACUCUUUGUCUUGGCUUUGUAGGUACUACAUAUAUCCAACUAUAUAUAUCUACUCCCAACUGUCAGUCAUAUCAAACCACAACUUCCACCAUGAAAUCCCUCCCGUUUGACUGGUACUGGAAAGGCAAGGCUCUUCGCCACGGUUUCCUACACGGCGACUAUAUUGGCCGUAUCAGCGUCCCCUGUUGUUCCUGCUCCUCCCACUCCUGCUGUCCCCAUCUCCAGACCUGUCCCUGUUCGCAGCCAGUCUGCUGCGAUCCCUGCUCCCCGUCUCCUCGAUACGACUGUUGCGGAUGUCUUGUCGAUGAUAGACGGUAUUCCUGUGCGGACUCGUCUGUGUGCGUUGGUGUACCUCCUCCGUCCCGGUCUGGUUGUCAGUCCUGUCCGUGUCCAUGUCGGUAUUCACCACAUUUCUCUCGGAACAAUCGGCCGGUGGCAGUAGGCCGUCGACGAAACCAGUCGGAUACCGUGAGCUCUUGUGAGAGUGAUCUAGAGAGCGUUGUUAGUGAUGGUAGUGGGAGUUUUGGGAGUUUUGGGAGUGGUAGCGUUAGUAGUGGGAGCGUUAGUGGUGGGAGUGUUGGUGCUGCGCCUAGUGAGUGCAGGUCAUUUCAUCGGAGGAGAGCUGUUAAUUAGAGACAAGAAUCCAAAGCAGUCUUAAUUAUAAGUAGUCGGGAGUUGUCUUGUUCUAGAGUAAAGUAGUUCCUCAGAAUUGU
This is a messenger RNA of Penicilliopsis zonata CBS 506.65, 757 nucleotides long. RefSeq lists its product as hypothetical. The transcript has a single exon. Bases 135 to 677 code for a protein of 180 amino acids. Lineage: Eukaryota; Fungi; Ascomycota; Eurotiomycetes; Eurotiales; Aspergillaceae. The record is from RefSeq and is a predicted model, not a curated record.